GACCAGACAAACAGUGGCUGGUUUAUUGAGAACACCAGCAGCUGCACCACCUUUUUUCCAUGCGGUCGGGUGGACUAAAACUUCACUAGUUCCGGUUGUUUUUAAACGUACGUGUUUAAAUAACUGAUGAUAUUUAUUAAAACUGUUUAAUUUCUGAUAUAGUUGUUUAACGUUUGCGGAGGUUAAAAUUGAAGCAGCUUUGAAGAUGCGAGUUUUCCUCAUUUUGGUUCUUCUGGCGGUAUGUUGUUCAGCCAAAGUUGACAUGAAGAAAUACAGGAAAGCUUUGAAAAAGACAGGCGUGCUGAAGAAACUGUACAAAGAGAAGUUUGGCGAUGACAUGACGAGCGAGAAGCUGGCUAAUUUUAAGGAGGCUCUGCAGUUCGUAGUGGGGAACAAUGAUAACCCUGAUAUUGGGUGGGUGAGUGAUGUCAACUUCUUUGCACCGGAGAGCAAGGAGAAAAGGGAUGAUAUCUUGCUCAGACCAGAAGCUGGCACAGGAUUUGACUAUUCCGGAAUGACCUUCCCUUUGGGAAGUAACGAGAAAGAUUCUGUAGAUUGGGUGGCGGAUGGGUACGUGAGGGAGGUCCGGGACCAAACAACAGACUGCCGUGCUUGUUGGGCCUUCGCUGCACUCGUCUCCUUGGAGGGUAGAUACCAGAUCCUUACAAAUAGUGCAGUUGAGUUCAGUGUGCAAGAAUUAAUCGACUGCGUGUACUGGGCUGACGGAAGAGAUCAAGAUGGCUGUUAUGGAGGGACCUACAACGACGUUUAUAAAUUUAUUCAAAAGUUCGGGCAUCUUGCCGAGGAAGGAACAGCGUCUUAUAAGAGUGAAGCAGGGAGUUGCGAAUAUAACGAUGUAACUAACGGACUAGUCACUGCUCACCUUGACAGUACAACGCCUUAUACAGCGGUGGAUUACCAAGAUCAGACCAUCAUUGAUACGUUGUUGGAAGGUCCUAUUACCACUGCUGUACAUACCACUGAGGCUUUCCUCUUUUACAGCUCAGGCGUAUUCAGAGAUGACAGCUGUGAUACCUUGAUACCAAAUCAUGCUGUGGGACUGGUGGGAUACGACCAGUCCUCGUUCAGAGUAAAGAAUAGCUGGGGAACACACUGGGGUGAUGGAGGGUACAUGAGUGUAGCUCGGGGACACCACGGCUGUGGUAUUGUUUUCUACGGAGUUGUUCCUAACCUGGUGGAGGGUGCUCCUACCACUGAAACCAUCGCUCAACGAUCCGCCUGUUCGGAUAAGUGGGAGCCGUCGUUCUGUGCUCAAUAUCUCGCAUAUUGCGCAUAUUACAAGGAUUACUGUGCUGCGUCAUGUGGUGUCUGUUAGUUUUCAAGUGGACGUUUUCGCUUCGGCGUGUUGCGCGCAUUACCAUGCAUGCUUCGCUUGGAGAAAUUGUAGCAGGAGCUACGAGCUGGAAAGGAUUGAUAUCGUCAAUCAACCUGAAGCCAGGAAUUAUAUCAGAAUUGCACGCACAGACUACCUCGAGCCCCAUUGGUCGAGAGCAAGUUUAUAAGAUUGGAAUAUGUUUCGUGAAUAUGUCAUUAUCAACUUUCUGGUUCGUAAAACUAAUUUAUUUAGUUUUCGUGUUAAAUCAUGUUUCAUAUUGUACGAGCAAACUAUUUCAUCUUUUAAGUUCAUACUCAAUUUAGUAGCCAGUUGACUCGACACUAUGUAGAAAAAAUUAUGUACAGUCGGCUUGGUUCAAACGACUCAAUGAUAACAAUACAUACUUAAAAACGUACUUCUAAUCAG
This is a messenger RNA of Bolinopsis microptera, 1762 nucleotides long. Its product is annotated as cathepsin L-like proteinase. Gene Ontology annotation, molecular function: cysteine-type endopeptidase activity. Gene Ontology annotation, cellular component: lysosome. The record is from RefSeq and is a predicted model, not a curated record. Lineage: Eukaryota; Metazoa; Ctenophora; Tentaculata; Lobata; Bolinopsidae. The coding region runs from base 206 to 1336 and encodes 376 amino acids. The transcript is spliced from 10 exons.